CUGCCGGCGACGCCUGUCGCGACUCGCGCACCCUCGCCCGCAUCGCCCGCAUCGUCGCGCUCGUCGCAGUACGGCAGCAAGAGCUCGUCUUUCUCGAUGCAGACGGUGCGGCAGCAGAUCCGCCAGCGCCUCGCGAGCGCCAAGGAGAACUGCGACAAGGAGCUGCGCCGCAUCGUCGCCGGCAUCACGGCCUACGUCGAGACCGAGCUGCACCGCGACAUCUCGACGCCGAUGCCGCUCGGCGGACUUGGCGGCGGCCUCGGCGGCGGGAGCCGGUUCGGCGAGCUCGCGUUCGACGAGGGCUCGAACCGGGGCUACUCGUCCAACGCCGAGUACGACGAGUCGGGCGCCGAGGACGACGCCGUCGAGGAGCUCGUGUUCUCCGACUCGGACGGCGCGAGCACGAGCAUCCCGCCGUCGCGCCUCAAGACCCAGACGAGCGCCUCGCCGCACGAGCCCGGCCGUCGACGGCCGUCGAUGCGCGCCGAGUCGCCCCUGGCGGCGUCGCUCCAGGUGCGGCAGCGUCGCCUGACGAGCGUGCCUCGCGACUCGAGCCAGCCGGGCGAGCGUCGACCUCGCUCAGCCGGCAACGGUGCCUCGAACGCGAGCUCGCGGUCGACGUCGCGUUCACGGUCGGCGCUCCCGCACGGCCGGCGGCACGUGUCGGGCUCGCGCUCGCCAGCCCUGAGCGGCUUCGGCGCCCUCCCGCAGAGCAGCGCGACCGACCUCGCCCAGUCGGCCCUCAUCGUCCUCCUCCAGGACAUCAUCACGAUCGCGACCGAGGUCCUCGACACGCCCAUCUCGAAGCUCACGAGCCGCUCGGGCCUGUGUGCCGAGUACAUCCAGCGCGUGCAGCAGAUCGGCGAGGCGUGGAGCGAGAACGCCGAACUGCCCUGCCGAGGGUGGUACGUCCAGCUCCUGCUCGCCGUCGCGGGCCUGAGCCGCGUCGUCGAGUGGUGGGAGGCCGAGAAGGGCUUCUGGUCGUUCGAGGCGGCGGCCGACGGCGACGGCGACCCGAUCCUGUUCGUCGCCAAGCCCACCGUCGACGACUCGCCCGAGGUGCGUCCCCGAGGCGAGAGCGUGUCGUCGGUGCCCUCGACGGCGGCGAUGGGCGGCGCGCCAGCGCCUCAGUGGUCGCCGCUUGGCAUCGACCUCGGCGGCGACCGCAGCGAGGUCGCGCUCGGCGAGCGCGAGCCGCGCACUCGCGAGCCGACGCAGACGGCGCAGCAGGAGGAGGACGAGACGCACCAACGCGCCGACGACCUGCGCCAGGCGGUCGAGACGAUCCGCUCGCAGACCCUGCUCAUCGAGUUGAGCCUCGACGGCCAGCUGUUCCAGUACCUCAGCUCGGCUUGGCGCGACCUCGUCGGCAUGGACCCGGACGAGUGCCUCGACCUGCCCAUCUCCGACUUCCUGUACCCGGGCGACGCGUCCGUCUUUGCCGAGGCGACCCGCCAGCUCGAGUCGGACGACUCGCACACGGUCGAGGUCAACUUCCGCCUGCGCGUCGCGUCGGCGUCCGAGACGUCGCAGGACGACCAGGACCCCGAGGACCUGUACGAGGCGAUGGAGGGCAAGGGCAUGCUCAUGCUCGACGGCCUGAGCGGCAGCGCGUCGCACACCAUGUGGGUCGUGCGCCCGACGCCGUACACCGAGGCGGCCAUCGAGGCCAACCACGCCCUGUCGAGGUACGGGCUCGACACGCUCCGGUGGCGCUCGUCGAGCGACCCGACGUCGUUCCUGUCGCCCGAGCGCAUCGCCCUCGAGCCCAUCCUGUGCCGCAUCUGCGAGCGACCGACGCCCGCCUGGUUCUUCGAGAAGCACAACGAGACGUGCAACGAGGUCCACCACCUCGAGAGCGACAUCUCCGAGUGCAACGACCGCCUCAAGGAGCUCUUGCGCACCGUCGACGAGCUCGUCGAGGGCCUCGACCACGCCGAGGGCGACGACUCGACGGUCCAGUACGAGGGCAUCCCGCUCGACCUGUCGCCCGUCUCGACGCCGCCGUCCUACCUCGAGGGCCUGCGCCCGCCUCUCGCGCCCAAGGCGAGCCCGGGCCAGGGCCACCAAGUUCGCCGCACGCAGCAGCGCGUCUUCGAGCACGUCCGCGAGAUCGUCCAGAUCGCCAUGGCCAUCUCGACGCCGUCCGUGACCGACGAGACGGGCGAGAUCCCGAUCCAGGAACAGCGUCUCCUCAGCCCCAACUCGGAGAACAACCUCGCCGCCGUCAUGCGGUGGCAGCGACCGUCCACCGACGAGCCCGCCCUGUCGCGCCUCGUCAACGACACCGAGGACCACAUCCGCUUCAAGCUCAACAGCGUCAACCGCCUGCGCAACACGAUCCUGUACGCCGAGAAGGUGCGCCAAGAGUGGGAGGCCAAGGCGCAGGAGGCGAUCGCGGCGAUGCAGGACGCCGAGGACGAGCAGCAGCAGCAGCAGCAGCAGCCGAUGCACGGCCGGGUCCCGUCGCCGUUCCCGUUCGACUCGCCGCAGCUGCAGCCGCUCCCGUCGGACGAGUCGCCGCGAGGCAUGGAGGCGCUCGACCUUCCCCGGCCGACGCAGACGCUCCGGCGCCAGAUCUCGCAGCCGAUGAGCCUCCUGUCGCCCAACAUGGCGCCGCAGGACGACGCCGCAUCGGGCCUGUCGGCGAGCCCGAGCGCCAACCUGGCCCUGUCGCCGCGCAUCCCGGCCGCCGUGCCCUCGUCGCGCACGAAGGUGUCGUCGAUCAAGGACUUCAAGGUCAUCAAGCCCAUCUCCAAGGGCGCGUUCGGGUCGGUCUACCUCGCCAAGAAGAUCACGACCGGCGACUACUACGCGAUCAAGGUCCUCAAGAAGUCGGACAUGGUCGCCAAGAACCAGGUCACCAACGUCAAGGCGGAGCGCAUGAUCCUCAUGACGCAGACCGAGUCGGACUUUGUCGUCAAGCUGUACUACACGUUCCAGAGCAAGGACUACCUGUACCUCGUCAUGGAGUACCUCAACGGCGGCGACUGUGCGGCGCUCGUCAAGAACCUCGGCGGCCUCCCCGAGGACUGGACGCGCCGGUACAUCGCCGAGGUCGUCGUCGGCCUCGAGCACCUGCACCAGCACGGCAUCGUCCACCGCGACCUCAAGCCCGACAACCUCCUCAUCGACUCAAAGGGCCACCUCAAGUUGACCGACUUUGGCCUGAGCCGCAUCGGCCUCCUCGGGCGCCAGACGCAGCUCCCGAGCCUGCGCGACCAGCGCCGCCCGUCCGUGUUCGGCCGCACCGGCUCGGGCGGCCUCUCGAACCGCUCGUCGCCCAUGUCGACGCCCGCACUCGCGCCCCAGUCGUCGUCGUCGCAGGCCGGCUACUUCGGCAACGUGCCCAUCACCGACGCCUUCUCGCUCGACACCCCGAGCGAGUCGAGCGGGUCGUCGAGUGCCCCGCCCUCGGCGCACGCCAAGUUUGCCUCGCCGUCGCCGCUCAGCCCGACGUCGAUGGCGACGCGCCCGCUCGGCGUCGCCGGACCGCCAGGCGCCGCGCCCGAGACGCCCAACAAGCACUUUGUCGGCACGCCCGACUACCUCGCGCCUGAGAGCAUCCUCGGCGUCGGCAUGGACGCGUGCGUCGACUGGUGGGCGCUCGGCGUCAUCUGCUACGAGUUCCUGUUCGGCAUCCCGCCCUUCCACGACGAGACGCCCGAGAAGGUCUUCGAGAACAUCCUCUCGCGCCGGUUCGAGUGGCACGAGGACGUCAUCGACAUCUCGCCCGAGGCGCACGACUUCAUCGACCGCCUCAUGUGCACCGACACGCACCGUCGCCUCGGCAGCAAGGGCGCAGGCGAGGUCAAGGCGCACGCGUUCCUCGCCGACGUCGACUGGGACAACCUUCUCAAGCAGCCCGUCGACUUUGUCCCGACCGUCGCCGAUCCCGAGUCGACCGACUACUUCGACCCUCGAGGUGCGACCGAGGGCGAGUUCAAGGAGGACGAGGCGGGCGAGCACGCCGCCGUGUCGAGCGACCCGGCCGUGUCGAGCGAUCCCGCCAUCGCGCAGAUGCAGGGUCUGCCGACGCCGGGCAAGGAGGCGUCGACCGAGACGACGGCCACGUCCCGCGCACCUCGCGAGCGGUCCGAGACGGCCUCGAGCGCGCACGACGACUUUGGCACGUUCAACUUCCGCAACCUGACGGUCCUCAAGCAGGCCAACGACGACGUCAUCCGCAAGCUCAAGGACGAGCAGCUGUUGCCGCCGUCGGGCGGCGUCCCGGUCCCGACGCACCGAGGCGUCAGCAGGAGUCGCGGCGGGACCAACGACGGGCGCAUGGGCGCGCCGUCGUCGCCGUCGUCCGUCUCGAACAGCUCGAGCAGCUCGGUCGCUCAGCGCACGACGGCGCCCUCGUCGCUCUUCAGCGGCGCCGGCCACUCGCGUCAGGCGUCCGAGCAGCACGCCCCGGGCGAGCGCACCCGGUACCGCCAGCCGAGCGCGUCGUCGCCGAUCCAGUCGGCCGUCCACCGCCGCCGCAACUCGCUCCCGUCGCGUCUGCGCAAGGUCUCGGUCUCGGACGGUCGCCCGCCCCUUCCCGACAGCUGGGAGGCGCCCGAGUCGCCAAGCGGCAUGGCGCCCCUGGACACCGGCGUGCGUGCGUCCGCCUCGCCGGCGUCGGCCGGUCCCGCGUCGUCAAAUCGCCUGUCGACCAUCGACUGCCUCGUCGCCGGCCGCAACCCGAUCGUGACCAAGGUCCUCGAGACGAUGCUGCAACGCCUCGGCUGUCGAGUCGUCGUCGUGCCCAACGGCGCCGAGGCCAUCCUCGCGGCGGGCGGCAUCCCUUUCGACGUACUUUUCCUCGAUCUCGCCAUGCCCGUCGUCGACGGCGAGAAGGCGGCCCGCAUGAUCAAGAGCACGGUCAACCCGUCGUCGAACGCGCCGAUCGUCGCCGUUUGCUCCCAGUCGUCCGCUAUCGACGACGCGACGGGCACGCUCUUCACGGCGACGCUGCCCAAGCCCAUAAUGAAGGCCGACCUCCUCGGCGUCCUGUCGCACCUUGGCUUCCGCCUCGAGGUCAAGGCGUCCGAGAGUCGACGUGGCUCUGGCGACACCGGCCGGCCGGCGUCGCCUGCGCCCGCACAAGCCUCCGAGUCGCGGCGCGAGUCGGCGUGAAGCGCUUUCCCUUUCCCUCGGCGUACCGGGCCUCGCUCGCCCUGUCUUCCCUUUCUACCUAUUCCCCCUCCCCACUGUACAGACUAGAGCCCCCUCACCUCGUGUUCUCGUCGCCCUCGCUCUUUCCCCCCGUCUCGUCAUUCGUUGUUGCUCCUCUGCCUCCUAGCAUUUCUCUUGUUCUCUCGUGCGAUGUCAUCAGUGUGUGUGCGUGUCGCUC
Molecule: messenger RNA, 5341 nt
Organism: Rhodotorula graminis WP1
Lineage: Eukaryota; Fungi; Basidiomycota; Microbotryomycetes; Sporidiobolales; Sporidiobolaceae
Exons: 8
Coding region: 97-5124 (1675 amino acids)
Biological process (GO): phosphorelay signal transduction system; peptidyl-serine phosphorylation
Cellular component (GO): cytoplasm; nucleus
Molecular function (GO): ATP binding; protein serine/threonine kinase activity
Source: RefSeq, a predicted model, not a curated record